This is a messenger RNA of Puntigrus tetrazona (Sumatra barb), 1233 nucleotides long. RefSeq lists its product as uncharacterized. The record is from RefSeq and is a predicted model, not a curated record. The coding region runs from base 130 to 1233 and encodes 367 amino acids. NCBI's taxonomy places the organism in Eukaryota, Metazoa, Chordata, Actinopteri, Cypriniformes, Cyprinidae. The transcript is spliced from 4 exons.
CAGGAGCCUCCAGAGCCAAUCGACAUUCCCACCAGUCGUUGGCUGCUGUCAGUAUACGGCAGGGAUAUCCUCUCCAGAAUUGAGCAUAUAAAAGCCAGCAUCACAUCCAUCUUUGGCAACAUCUUAAAGAUGGAUUCCACAAAAAAGAUCACAAAGAAGCUGGCCGGCCAUGGACGGGGGACAGCACUCUGGGUAACCUCCAUUGGAAAUGAGGUUGGCCAGAUAGUGACCAGUGUGCUGUCAGUGCAAGAGGGGCCAGGACUGAGCAGAAUGGUGGCUGGUGUAAUGGAGCGCUACCGCAAGGCUGCCAUUCCACCACCAGUGCUGCUUUAUGUGGACUGUGGCUGCUGCGUGAGUGAUGGAGCGACAAGCAAGCUGCAGACCAGGUUUGGGGAGUGGCCAGACCUUCACAUACGGCUGGACAUCUGGCACUUUAUGAGGAGGCUGGCCGUGGGCUGCACCACCGAUGCCCAUCCCCUCUAUCCCACCUUCAUGGGAUGCCUGUCAGCCUGCAUUUUUGAGUGGGACGCUGGAGACCUCAGUCUGUUGCGGCAGGCAAAGAGGAAACAGAUGAUGGCGGAAGGUUUGCCAGCUAUUACUGACAUCCUGGUGGACAGAAGCAUCAGUAAAAAGGAGCUGAGCCUUUACUGCCGCAGGAGGACACGAGGUGAAGAGGCCACCAUACGCCUCAUGGAGAGGCUGCUGCAGGACCUGGGGGGUGCAAACGGUAGGGACCUUAUGGGUGUGCCACUUCUAGAUGAGGUGCGCAUGGAGCACAUCUGGCGUGUGCAGAAACGGCAUGUCAGGUGCAUUCAGGACGUGCCGGGUGUGCCUCUGUACACAGAGAUAGGCACCACCACAAAGGCGGGGGUCAUCCUGACCAGGUAUCGUUGUGCCAGAGGGUCAACGUCCCUUGAGUCCUUCCACUGCCACUUAAACAGGUUCAUUCCAGGAACCAGUGCAAAUGCGCUGAAUUUUCAGCUCUACCUGCUGGAAGGCCUGAACAGGUGGAAUCAGGACCGGGCAGCUGCAUCAGUGACCAGCAAGCCAGCGUCCCUUCUCACGUACGCCGGGGAAAUGACCCACUGUGUCAACACCAACAGCCUGAAGGUGUUGGUCGGCCUUUUGUGCCAUCUUUCCAGCCACCUGCUGAAUACACUGUCAGACUGGACAGCCCCUAGUAGAGGAUCCCGACUCAGAGGAAACAGAAAACCUGUUGGAGGAUGUGGAUGA